Molecule: messenger RNA, 2297 nt
Organism: Caenorhabditis auriculariae
Lineage: Eukaryota; Metazoa; Nematoda; Chromadorea; Rhabditida; Rhabditidae
Source: the annotation of a GenBank genome assembly
AUGUCCAGCGAAGACGAUCAUUUUCACUGCAACAACUGUUAUUUUUCUUAUUGUGACUAUUCGAACUGUCCAAUUGAAACUUGCAAUUUUUGUUUCGUUGCAUUACACGGCUGCAAAUUGUCCGAGCACCAGGAAGAAAUUUGCCGGAAGGUCUGUUCUACCGCAUUCUUGCCCUAUUUGUCCCCGUGGGAGUAUUUGUCUUUUGUUUCGUUCCCUCUUCCCACAAUUUGAUGUCCACUAUCCCAGGUCGUCGUUCCAUGCACCAACGCUCAGAACGGAUGCGAGAAACGACUGCAACGAGAACGGAUCAACGCUCAUCUCCUCAAAUGUUUGGCCAGUGUUGUGGUGUGUACGAGGUCAGGAAGUUGAGAAAAUUUCCAUUGGAAACCCACCAAUAAUAAUAAGGCAAAGAAGAAAAUUCUAGUAAUAUUCCUUCUCUAUUUCUCAAAGUCAGAAGCUCUUUUAAUAGCAUAAUCUUUUUCGCAACUUUUUCAUUUCGAAAAUUCAACCAAAUCUUAAAUUGAAACUUUCCAGAGAGUGGUCUCGGAAGUCAGUAAAUCACAAAUCGAAGCUCUUUCUGAAAGAAUGUGGGAAGAAAGGAAUUCCCAUUACGAAUAAAUCAUCAACGUCUGCGGAUUUGGCGUUUGCUCUUAGAGAUCAGGUAUCCUUUUCGAAGACUUUCUUAAAUAAUUCUCAUCAUAUCAAAAAGCUGAACUUGUUAUUUCACAUAACUAAUUAUUUUUGUGAGCCUGAAAAUAUUUCAAAGUUUCAACUAUCAAUAAAGUUCAGGAAAAAAUUGUUGAAAGCUACAAAAUGCCCAGGAAGUCACGAAAUCGUCGAAGAGACCGAAUUCAUCCUUUCCACCCCCUGUUACCGCUGAGAGAAAUUGUUAUACACGAGUCAGAAUAUUUUCACCUGAAAUUUGUUUCAGGCCGACGAAUACAAAGAGACCAAUGUUUCUGGAGACAGUAGUGAAGAAGAAAGAGAGUUGGAGGUUAUUUUUUACAGAAAAUUUUAAAAUUCGAAACUUGGCUGUUGCAGAUCAAAAAGCUGAAGGGGAGCCGAAGGGUUUUUGGAAACUGUAGAAUGUGCCAAAUUGACCCAACUGCUCAACACUUGCACACGUUGGGCAACGUGACAGGCCUCGAUGAACCUGUUCCUCUGGUUCUCAAAAAGUUCGAAGAACGCGGAGACGAUUUUUGUGAGAGAAAUGGACUCCAAGUUCGUGUUUUUCUCUGACAACCUAUUCAGUUCUCAAUUCAGAUCAAAUUCAAUGCUGAAUACUACAAUGAAUGCUCUUCAAAAAACCGUCAACUGACCGGUAUCCGAUUCCAAAACUCAGCCUACACGUUCAGGUUUCUUUUCGAAGUUAUAUAAUUUGGGCACUUCAAGUAAUCAAUUUUUCUUUGAAGAUGCUUGCAUGUUGUGAAACGAGCAGAAUAUGCAAACCAUCAAAUUUCUCAACACAGCUACAUAAUCGAAAACUUAUCGAAUUUGAUUUUCAGGUCUGCUUUUCAAAAAAAAAAUAAUAAAGGAACUGAUCUUCAGGUGCCCCAAUUUUCUGCAGGGAUGUGAAUUUCAUUGCUCGCGUCUUGAGAAUCCUGCAAAUGUUAUGUACGUCGUCAUUUUAUAUUCCUCGUCUAAUUUUGAAAAAAAUUGUUGUUUUUCAACGAAAAUUGUAUUUCGCUCUCAAAUUACUUAGUACAUCUAAAGGAUUCAAAGAUGAGGGGUUAUUUGAUGCGUUUUUGCUGAAAUUGAACCUCUAUAAAAUAUAAUACAAUCUGAAGUGCUCAAAGUUACUAAUUUUUCACCUAAACGUUUCAGAUACUCAAAAGAGCUCGACUCUUUUUGCUUCCGUCCAAAAAUAGAAGAAAGCGAAGACGAGAACCCAAAAAUGGUGUCGAAAUUGGAGGAGAUGCCAGAUUGGGUAUUUCAGACGUUAGUCGAUCAGCUUCCCAGCUCUUCUUUGUACAACUUGGCAUUAACUUCGAGGCACUUUGUUGCUGUUAAUUGAGUCGAGCGGAAAUAAUUUUAGAACGAUGCGUCGCAAAAUUUUCCUUGUUUGUCUCGAGAAAUGCUACGUUGAUUGUCGCUGGGCAAAAGUGCAAGGAAGUUGGCAGCGGCAGCAAUUUGUGAGUUUGUUUUUCAGCUUGUUUGCCGAGUAGAAAAAAAAUAAAAAAUAGAAAAAAUUCUCAGCUUCGAAGUUAGUCAUCGGUUCAAGUGAGUGUGAAGCGUAAAGCGUGAGUAAUAGAAAAAAAUAUGAUAAUGAUAAUAAUUAUUCAAAAUUUUACAGGUAA